Molecule: messenger RNA, 2208 nt
Organism: Anoplopoma fimbria (sablefish)
Lineage: Eukaryota; Metazoa; Chordata; Actinopteri; Perciformes; Anoplopomatidae
Exons: 7
Coding region: 108-734 (208 amino acids)
Source: RefSeq, a predicted model, not a curated record
AGGUGAAGGAGGAGGUGAAGAGGUCGCCUCAGUACACCGUCCAGCUCCGAGGCUGUGAUGUCACAGCCGGGCCCGACACAGACCACUCCUACAGGAUCACACUGAGCAUGCUCGGUGACCAGGUGGCUGUGCUGGAGGUGAGCAGUUCAGGUGAGAAGGAUCGAUGGUUAAAGCUGCUGAAGGACGGAGCAGCCGUCACACAGGAGCACACAGGUGGAGCUCUGAGUGGUUUACAGACUCGUAGGUUUCCCACCUCCAACACCUACAUGGACGACCCCUUCCAUCUGAGUGGAGACCAGCCCAUCUACUCCAACACCUCCAUACUGGAGCACAUGCUCCACAGCUCUCAGGAUUCAGUCGGCUGCGUCUCGUUGUCGUCCAGAGACUUGAAGACCAACAACAACAACAACAGCGAUGUCUUCAGUGUCCACAACAGGAAGUCGGUGAACAUGGAGCGAGGUGUUCAGAAGCUGGAGCUGACGGGGAAGAGCACGGUGCAGCUGAGGGCGGGGUCAGAGCUCAACCUGGCGUCUGCUGGGAAGCAAAACAAACGCACCUUCAGACAGUCGCUGGCCAUCUGCAGUGAGCGUGCUCAGGCGGGUUUCCUGAACCCUCUGCUGCGACGGACGGCCUCGGCUAAGAACUCUCUGAGACGAGCUCCUUCAGCGCUGUUCAUCGAACACGGGAAGGUUUUCCAGAGGAGGAAGGAAUGGGAAAACAAAGCUGCUGGUUGACAACCGUUCAUCAUCAUCAUCUUCAUCUUCAUCCUCUCAACUGGAGAACCUUCUGAAAUCCAACAUGGACUUGAUUUAAACUAACUGUCUCUUAACAAAACACUGAUCCAGCUUUUAUUCGCUGCAUGAAGCUUUUCUAUCUAAAAGAAUCAAACUGCAUCAACAUAAAUGUCAGAGGAAGACGAGCAGCUGAGUAUUUCACUUUCUGUGACUUUUCACUAAAGUCUACUUCAAAUAUGCAGCUAUGAGAUUAUGUUGGAUUAGUGCCGAGCAACGACCUCAUGUCACCAAAACCAAUGGACGUAAAAGUGCAGCAAGAAUAUACAACAUAGGAUGUAGAACUAGUUUAUUUUUAGACCCUUUUGUUUCUGCUUGUGUCCUUCAGGGUCAUCGUGAAACAGACUUCAACCCCAGACUGUUUAUUAGAAGUAGGCGGAGUCGCCGUGACAUCACCCGCUGGUUUGUCCCUUUUGAAGCCUUGAGUUUGGCAUUUUGUAGUCGUGAUCUUUGUUUUUUACCCGUCCACAUCCUGGCUUUUGGUGUCAACCUGUCAAUCAGUGUGUAGCCCCGCCCUAAAGCAUCCCCUGCUUUAUGGUCUGUUUGACUCUAAAUGGAGCAUCAUUUACUAAAUGAACAUCAUGCUGUAUUGAAGAAGACUUGAAACUAGAGAUUGAGACCAUAAACUCAUGUUUACAAUGUUUACUGAGGGAAUAAAUCAAGAGAGAAGUAGAGUCAUUUUCUCAUAGACUUCUAUACAACCAGAGGAGUCGCCCCCUGGUGGACAGCAGAGAGAAUGCAGGUUUAACACAUGAAGCUUUGACUUUGAAUAAUAAUGAUUUGUAAUCCGACAUAAAGUUGCUGCCUGAUUGCAAAAAAAAUUGAAAUAGGUUUUGUAUAGAACAGGAUAUUUGGUUGGAUUUUUAUGAUUUGUUGUCUUUUAUAUUUGAAAACAGAAGUUCUGCUUCAUCCCUGUUCCAUUUAAAUGUCUUUGUGUGUUUGAUUAUGACCCUCACACACACAUUAAAUCACUCUCACUAAGUUUUCUCUGUGAACAUUUGUUUAUAACCACUAAUCAUUUUACUCCCUUAAAGGAGAAACAAUAUUUAUUUUUUUACUUCCUGUUGUUGGAGCUCUGAACCAGCUGAAGAAAUGAGCCUCAGUCACGUCUUCAGAGACGGAGCUGCUGGGUUUCAUGUCACAUACCGUUUCUGUGUUCACUUCUUUUAUUGUUGUGGAUUUCAGGUCACAUGUUUGUUUUAAUUGUUUCUGUUUUCAUCCCACAUGAUCUCUUUGAUGUAACUGUAUCUUUCUCACAUGAUCGGCACAAAGUCAUUAUAAACACAUGAUUCAUGUUCAUUCACAGGACGGACACUUAUUUUAAUCUUUUUUAUAUUUACUGGAAUUUAUAAUAAUCUCAGAGUUUUUUGUUUUUUACUAAACACUGUAAAAUGAUAUUGUAAUAUUAAAAACUCAA